Molecule: messenger RNA, 651 nt
Organism: Quercus lobata
Lineage: Eukaryota; Viridiplantae; Streptophyta; Magnoliopsida; Fagales; Fagaceae
Exons: 1
Coding region: 1-651 (216 amino acids)
Source: RefSeq, a predicted model, not a curated record
AUGGCAGAUGAGAUUAUGUGUAGGGCCUUCCUCACUACGCUAAAGGGCCCCGCAAGGAUUUGGUUCAGUAGGUUGAUACCUAAUUCCAUUGUUAUAUUUAAGGAGUUGAGUACCCAGUGUGCCUCACAAUUUAUCGAGGGGCACAAGUAUAAGAAAUCUAUUAUAUUCCUAAUGAGCAUUAAGCAAUGGGAGGAUGAGACACUGAGGUGUUACAUAGCCCGCUUUAACAAGGAGGCAUUCUCGAUCGAUGAAGUUGAUGACAAGAUACUCGUUGUCGCUUUCACGAAUAACCCGAAGACCAUGUCGGAUGUGCUCUAUAGGGCUACUAAAUACAUGAACAUGGAAGAUGCACUGCUGGCUUGUGAAGAAAAGCCCAAGAAAAGAGAAAGACAGGAGGAAUCACGACAAGAUAGGGGGCGAAAGAUGGCCAAGACAGGGGAUAGAAGGGAAGAUAGACGCUCCAAGCCUCCAACCGGAAGAUUCAUAAGCUUCACCCCUCUGGACACCCUGAUUGAUCAAGUCUUGAUGCAGAUCAAAGAUGAAAGGGCCCUGACAUUCCCUGGCAAGUUGAAGGGAGACCCCAGCAAGAGGUGUAGAGACAAGUACUGCCGUUUCCACCGCGAUCAUGUGCACGACACGUUUGAGUGCUAA